Gordionus sp. m RMFG-2023 is the source of this 402-nucleotide messenger RNA. RefSeq lists its product as uncharacterized. Bases 1 to 402 code for a protein of 133 amino acids. NCBI's taxonomy places the organism in Eukaryota, Metazoa, Nematomorpha, Gordioida, Chordodea, Parachordodidae. The record is from RefSeq and is a predicted model, not a curated record. The transcript has a single exon.
AUGGGAAAACCUAAAGCAGACAACAGAAAAUGCCAGACGUUUAUUAACAAGUGCUUAAACAUAAUUAACGGCGUCUUCUACCCUAGACUCAUAACGAACAAAACAUUAUGGAGACAAUCGAAACACACUCCGUUCCACAUCAUACUCAAGAAAAAACGAAUUCAAUUUUUAGCCCACAUUUUAAAACAUCCUAACAGUAAUCUGGUUCAUGACGCUUUAACUUGGCUCUUUACCUGUAGAGGUAAAUCAUACAGUAGAUACAAGACGUUAUGGUUUCACCGCGUUUUGAAAGAUGUUGCUGAUCUGAAUAUAAACUGGAAACAGUUCGUUAGAUUGAAUAACAAUAAAAAUUCUAUCAAAAAGUUUCUUUAUCUUAAGAUUAAAUCUAGGUACCUAAGAUGA